CCCAUUUAUUAGGCUUUAUUUAACUUAAAAUUAGAAGUUAGUAAAUGGCAUAAUGAUUGACAUAACAUGUGACCCGGGAUAUUUGAUAGCUUUUUUCUUAUUUAAAUUUUUCCAGUUGCAAUCCAGCGUUGGUUUCGGCCGCUGGAGUGGAACAACAUAAACCGGGUUUAUGUUGUGACAGAAUUAACUUUUAACUUACUUUCUUGCUGUGGUAUCGCACUUAUCGUACAAAAUGUUUUGAUGUUGAUAAACAAACACAAAUAGUUUGCAAGAACGUGCUCGCUUCAGUCCUAUAUAAUAUAGUAUACUUAUUUAUUUACUUACAUGGUAGACUUACAGCUAGAAAGUGACAAUAAUUGACACAAGAUAGUUAACAUAACAACUAUACAUUAUACUACGCAGUUAGUACCUACGCCUAGUGUUUAAAUUAAAGUGCGUAAAGCAUUAAACUUUUAAGCGAAUAUGGAAUUGAAUGAAAAUAAAGCGUUAGUUCUUGAUGGUGGUUUCUCGUCACAGAUUUCAUGUCAUUUCGGCAAAUAUGCAGAUGGCGAUCCACUGUGGAGUGCGAGAUUCUUGAAAACCGAUCCUGAAGACGUAUAUCAUACCCAUUUGGAUUAUCUUCGCGCCGGAGCUGACAUUAUAUCCACCAACACGUACCAAGCUUCCGUGGGAGGUUUUGUGAAACACCUUGGCGUGUCUAGUGAGGAGGCGUUGGAACUGAUUAGAUUAGCUGUGAAAUUGGCGAGGCGCGCUUGUGACACUUACUUAGAGGAGAAUAGUCAAUCACUUUUAAACUCAACUCCACUCAUAGCCGGUUCAGUAGGCCCCUAUGGUGCUCAUUUAAACGACGGAUCUGAAUAUCGUGGCAAUUACGCAGAUAAAAUAUCAAGUGAGACAAUGCGAGAAUGGCAUAUCCCUCGUAUAAAUACUUUGUUGGAAGAAGGUGUGGAUUUACUAGCUAUAGAAACAAUACCAUGUUUAAAGGAGGCCCGGGUUCUUAUUGAGCUAUUGAAAGAAUAUCCCAAAGCCAAGGCUUGGCUUUCUUUUAGUUGUAGAGAUGAAGAGAAACUUGCUCAUGGGGAGGACUUUCAAAUGGCUGCUGUGCAAUGCUGGCAGACAAAUCCGACUCAACUGAUAGCUGUAGGAGUUAACUGCUGCCCCCCUAAUAUUGUUUCUAACCUUGUGAAGCUCAUCAAUGAAGGCCGAGAACAACCUAUUCCCUUUGUGACAUACCCUAACUCGGGAGAGAGAUAUAUCCCAGAUAUGGGAUGGACAGACAAAGAUAAAAGUGAAUCCAUUGAUAAAUUUGUCCAUGAAUGGUUAAGGCUUGGUGUAAGGUACAUUGGAGGAUGUUGUAGAACAUACCAAGCUGAUAUUACUCAGAUAAGAAAACUAGUGGACAGUUGGCAUAUGUAACAAAAUCAACAACAAAGUUAAAACAAAUUAUUUAAAAGAAAUAAAUAUAAAUAUUUUAAUGAUUUCUAUGUACAAUAAAAUAAUUUUCUCUGUAGGUACAAAUGUAGCACUUGGACAACUUGUUCUAAACUAUAUCU
This is a messenger RNA of Papilio xuthus (Asian swallowtail), 1553 nucleotides long. Its product is annotated as homocysteine S-methyltransferase YbgG. The record is from RefSeq and is a predicted model, not a curated record. Gene Ontology annotation, biological process: S-methylmethionine cycle. Lineage: Eukaryota; Metazoa; Arthropoda; Insecta; Lepidoptera; Papilionidae. The coding region runs from base 463 to 1416 and encodes 317 amino acids. Gene Ontology annotation, molecular function: zinc ion binding; S-adenosylmethionine-homocysteine S-methyltransferase activity. The transcript has a single exon.